This is a messenger RNA of Aspergillus alliaceus, 1074 nucleotides long. Its product is annotated as alpha/beta hydrolase family esterase. Gene Ontology annotation, molecular function: feruloyl esterase activity. Lineage: Eukaryota; Fungi; Ascomycota; Eurotiomycetes; Eurotiales; Aspergillaceae. The transcript has a single exon. The record is from RefSeq and is a predicted model, not a curated record. The coding region runs from base 257 to 1069 and encodes 270 amino acids.
GGUGAUGAGAUAGAUACCAUGCCUCCUUUCCAGCAGAUUAUCAUCCAGGGCUCCGUUUCUACGUGGGCAGGGAUCUCCGUGGGAUCAGCCUGGCGGUUAAAUCAUGCAACAUAACCACAGCCUCCUAUAAAUACACAGCAUUAAUCAUAGAAUCGCUUGUGUGUUUCUCAAAGUUGCCAGUUGCACAGUCAGUCCAUCUCAUUGCCAUCUUACGACUUAGCAAGGUCUCAUCUGGGAUCUCAUCCACUCAGUGACAAUGGUUCAAUCUGUCUUCCUCCAUACCCUCCUGGCCCUCAGUGCCCUCACCUCGGUCCACGGUGCCAAUUCUCCGGGCUGCGGCAAAAAGCCCACUCUUGCCAGUGGUGUCCAUAACAUAAAUGGCCGCGAGUACAUCCUCAAAGUCCCUGACAACUACGAUGCGAACAAACCACAUCACCUGAUCUUCGGCCUUCACUGGCGCGGCGGAAACAUGAACAAUGUCGCGUACGGCAACAGUAUCCAGCCCUGGUACGGCCUCGAAGCCCGGGCGAAGGGCAGCGCCAUCCUGGUAGCACCAAAUGGCCGAAACGCCGGCUGGGCCAACACCAACGGGGAAGACGUGGCCUUCAUCGACGCCAUUAUAAAACAAGUUGAGGGCAACCUCUGUGUGGACCAGAGUUCUCGCUUCGCGACGGGUUUCUCCUGGGGCGGUGGAAUGAGCUAUGCCCUUGCUUGCUCGCGGGCUAAGGAGUUCAAGGCUGUGAGCGUUUUGAGCGGUGGCGUGAUCAGUGGGUGUGAAGGGGGCCAUGAUCCUAUUGCCUAUUUGGGGAUUCAUGGGAUAAACGACCCCGUUCUUCCGUUCGAUGGGGGCGUGGCGCUGGCGAAUAAGUUUGUAGGGAAUAACCACUGCCAGCCGACGAACAUUGGUAAGCCUUGGUCUGGAAGUCACGGGUCCACUCGAACGGACUUUAAAGGCUGCUCCAAGCCAGUUUCGUUUAUUGCUUACGAUGGUGGCCAUGAUGGUGCGCCGCUUGGCGUGGGCAGCUCGCUGGCUCCGGAUGCCACCUGGGAGUUUUUCAUGGCAGCUUGAGGCUG